Molecule: messenger RNA, 670 nt
Organism: Striga hermonthica
Lineage: Eukaryota; Viridiplantae; Streptophyta; Magnoliopsida; Lamiales; Orobanchaceae
Source: the annotation of a GenBank genome assembly
AUGGCCGAAUCUAGUGAUAAUCCUCCAGCUCCGCCUAAAUAUCCUUCUAAUGAUCCACAAUGGAAAUAUGUUCGGAUGGUUAAGGAAGAUUGUAGAAAUGAUUUGAAGUGCAUUUUUUGUGGAACUACUACAAAAGGGGGCAUUAGUCGUGCCAAGUAUCAUAUUGACGGAGGUAGUACUAGUGUGAAGGUUUGUACUGAAGCUCCUCCUGCGGUAGUGGAAGAAAUAAGAAGCUUCAAGUUGAAUAAAGCGGCGGCGACGGCAAAAAAAAAUAAUUUUAAGAUAUCCGCACCAACUUAUGGGAUUCAUCAUGAAGAUCCUGGAGAGGCUCCGAUACCUCCAAGUUCAAUGUCAAUGACUAUGGACUCGCAAAAGAGGCCGAGGCAAACGAGGCCGAUGGAUAUGUAUUUGACCGCGGACAAGGGUAAACAAACGACCAUUAAUGAGGCAUGGAAAAAGGAGUUUAGAGUGAAAGUAUGCAUGGCCAUUUCCGAGUGGAUGUAUGAUGCGGCCAUCCCUUUCAAUGCUCUUACUUAUCCAAACUUCCAAAACAUGUUGAAUCAUAUCGGCCAAUAUGGUUUGGGUCUUCAAGGACCUAGUAUGUAUGAGGCGAAGGUGCAUUUCCUUAGUAAAGCGGUGGAGAAUGUGGAUAAUGACUAUAUCAAAUUAU